Stegostoma tigrinum is the source of this 10135-nucleotide messenger RNA. Its product is annotated as procollagen galactosyltransferase 2-like. The transcript has 12 exons. Bases 56 to 1900 code for a protein of 614 amino acids. The record is from RefSeq and is a predicted model, not a curated record. Gene Ontology annotation, molecular function: procollagen galactosyltransferase activity. Lineage: Eukaryota; Metazoa; Chordata; Chondrichthyes; Orectolobiformes; Stegostomatidae.
UCGGUGCUAGUCAAGACAGGAUAGGAAGCCUCGCUUUAAGAGCACCUACUACAACAUGGCUGCGUGCACACAUCUCCCCAUGUCUCUCUUCUGCCUGCUGCUCUUGGCGACCUCGAUUGCAGACGAUGGGGCUCAUUUUCCAGAGGAGAUCCUGUUGGAGGAGUCGGCCUUGCAGAGGCCGAAGGUUUUGCUGGCCAUCAUAGCCCGGAACGCGGCGCACACACUCUCCUACUAUUUGGGUUGCAUCGAGAGACUAGACUACCCUAAGGACAGAAUCGCUCUCUGGGUUGCCACAGACCAUAACAUUGACAACACAACAGCAAUCCUGCGGGAAUGGUUGAAGAAUGUUCAGAAGGCCUAUCACUAUGUGGAGUGGAGACCACUGGAUAAUCCCAAGUACUAUUCUGAUGAAAUAGGGCCAAAACACUGGAGUAAUUCCAGGUUCGCACAUAUGAUGAAACUCAGGCAAACGGCACUGAAAACUGCAAGGGAGAAGUGGGCUGACUACAUUUUGUUUGUAGAUACAGACAACUUGCUAACAAAUGAGCAGACACUGAAUCUGAUGAUAGCUGAAAACUUGACCGUGGUUGCCCCCAUGCUGGAUUCUAACACAUUGUACUCAAACUUUUGGUGUGGGAUGACACCCCAGGGAUACUACAGGAGGACUCCUGAUUACAUUCCAAUUCGAGAGUGGAAGCACAAGGGUUGUUAUCCUGUUCCUAUGGUGCAUUCCACUUUUCUCAUUGACCUGCGCAGGGAGGCUACGAAAAAGCUGGCAUUCUACCCUCCACACCCAGACUACACCUGGGCAUUCGAUGACAUCAUUGUCUUUGCAUUUUCCUGCAAAAUGGCUGAGAUCCAAAUGCACAUAUGUAACAGAAAACGUUAUGGCUACCUCCCAGUGCCCCUUAAGGCCCAGGAGUCCUUACAAGAGGAUAUUGAAACCUUUGUUCAUGUUCUCAUUGAAAGAAUGAUUGACCAUCCUCCCAUAGAGGCUUCCAGAAAUGUUUCUACGCCUGUAAAACACCUGGACAAGAUGGGAUUUGACGAGAUCUUCAUGAUAAAUCUCAAACGCAGAACAGACAGAAGAAAACGAAUGCUCCGCACGCUUUACGAACAGGAAAUCGAAGUCAAGGUGGUGGAUGCUGUGGAUGGGAAAGCCCUCAACACAAGCCAUCUGAAAGCUCUUAACAUUGAAAUGUUGCCAGGAUAUCAUGACCCUUACUCAGGAAGAAUACUGACACGAGGAGAGAUAGGUUGCUUUCUGAGCCAUUAUUACAUCUGGAAAGAGGUCAUUGACAGACGGUUGCAAAAGGUUCUUGUCUUGGAGGAUGAUAAUAGGUUUCAGCCACAUUUUCGAAGAAGGAUAACAAAGCUAAUGGAAGAUAUCGAGGAGAACCAGCUGGACUGGGACCUGAUCUACAUUGGUCGAAAGCGGAUGCAAGUGGAACAUCCGGAAAAAUCUGUGCCUGGCAUUAGGAAUCUAGUAGAAGCAGAUUAUUCCUACUGGACUCUGGCCUACAUCAUAUCUCAGCAGGGGGCUAAGAAGCUGGUGGCUGCUGAACCUUUUGGGAAGAUGUUGCCAGUAGACGAAUUUCUACCCAUCAUGUACAACAAACAUCCGGUGGAAGAUUAUAUGAUGUUCUAUGAACCUCGGGAUUUAAAAGCCUUUUCAGUGGAGCCCCUGCUGAUUUAUCCGACGCACUACACUGGGGAACCAGGCUAUCUGAGUGAUACCGAAACCUCUAUAAUCUGGGACAAUGAUGAAAUACAAACGGACUGGAACCGCAACUUAUCCAGAAAAACUAGGGAGCAGGGAGAGAUUGGGGCCGAAGCCCAGAAUACAGAGGCACUACAACCUCAGACACCCAUUGACACAACUUCUCGAGAUGAACUAUGAUGUGGUUCUGCACUCUUUGGCUCUGAUCUGUGAUCAGAACCAAUGCAUCUCUGUCAAACCGAUGUGGUUUGGGAAAAAAAAUGUCUGCUGGAAGGCAACUAUAAAAAUCUCUUGGGAUAAUGUGACGUAGAAUCAAGUGAAAGCUAUUGUAUCUCUUCAUUGGGCUUCUGGCAUCCUUUCAAAAGGCUGCAACUGAUUUUGGUGAUCAGGUAUCAGUUACUAUUGGAUUAUUUGGAAUCGUGAAAAUGGUUCCAUUAUUUCCAUUUCCGUAUCUCUUAUGUUGGCUUUCACGUGUUAUAUAUAUUCCCCCACUACUUUGUGAAAGAGCCAAUGGGUGUGGGAUCUCAUUAGUGCUGUCCAACCCAGCUUCUGCCACUGUGCAACUUCAUGCUCAUAUCUGCCUCUCAAAAGAUCUGAAUCUAUGGUCACAUCCCAGUGUAGGAACUGAGCAGGGCUCAUAAUGGAAUGACUAACUCUUUAAUUGCUGCAAACUCAAUGCGAGCUAGAUUUUCAAACUGCUGUUAUCACAAGGAUGUUUUUGGUGCCACAUUCAGUAUUCAGAAUAACACUAAUAUUUCUGCUAGUCCAGAAUUUCUCUAAGUGGCACUACAUUUCCCAAUUUUGUUCUUUAAAUAAUAGUGUGUUGUGUGUAUGUGCAUAAGGUUUGUUUCUAUUUAUUUCAGUUCUUCACUGGCUUGCGAUUCGUGCUGUAUAGGAUCAAAAGCAAAGUUAUGCCAUUUUUCUCUCUCUACAAGGGCACUGUUGCUGGUUUUCCUCUGAGACCAGUGCAAAACUCUACAAGUUCAUUGUAAGCCCUACACUUUACUGUCAAGUUUCACCCCUGCAAGCUGGUACAACAUACAAAUCUGAAAAUGAAGAAAAAAUAUUUUUUUAAGACUUCAGUUGUGUACUCAUCAGGACACUGUCAAGAAUUCCAGUGUAAAGGGAGAAAACAUUCACAUUGUAGGUGCAAUGAAUGCUGAUUGGAAAAAGGAUGGAGAGUUAACCAGUUGAUGAUUGGCAGUGAACUGCCAGACUUUGUUGUGGCUUGUCUUGAGUCAACAAAAAUCUGGUAAUUGCCAUUCUCUGAUUCAUUUGGCAGGGCAAUGCCUUGUCUAAUCAGUUAACCUUCAAAUUUAAAAUUUAUCAAAGUUUAGCAGUCAACUGUCCAUCAUCAUCUAACUAGUCCAUUUUGCAUUGGUAACAUGCCCAUCAAUCAUAAUGCACCUUUCAACCCAUCAGAACUCUUUUUCUGUGCAUUAUUCUUGCAACUGUCCUGAUGAAUGCCAGGCAAAAAAACUUCAAAAAACAUGUCCUAUUUUAAAGCAAUACCCAAGUUCUGUGUUUCCAAACAACUGUUUGAAUAUGGAAAGUCUUUGGUAAUGAAGUAUCCAACAUGUUGCUGAUAGGAUUAAAAUGGAAGCUAAUUUUAGAGCUUGGAAUGGUUUAAGCCCCUGACACGUCCAUUCUGUUCAUGCAGAUCUACUUUGAAUAUUGUAUCAGUCUGGCUGUUGUAUGUUAACUUUGGAAAGUUGAUCACUUCUAUUACUGCUUUUGAAUAAAUUGCUUAAACUGUGGAGAACACAUUCUAUUCCAUUCACAAAACUAUGACAUUUUGUGAAAUCUGGAGAUGCGCACAGUGCAAAUAGAAAUCCCAUUUGAUGCUGCCUGGAUAAGACUAGUAAACUUAAAUUUUUGAGAAAUGACAGAUCUCAGGGGCAGCACGGUGGCUCAGUGGUUAGCACUGCAGCCUCACAGCACCAGGGACCCGGGUUCAAUUGCAGCCUCGGGUGACUGUCUGUGUGGAGUUUGCACAUUCUCCCCGUGUCUGCGUGGGUUUCCUCUGGGUGCUUCGGUUUCCUCCUACAAUCCAAAGAUGUGCAGGCUAGGUGGAUUGGCCAUGCUAAAAUUGCCCAUAGCAUUCAGGGGUGUGUGGGUUAAAGGGGGAUGGAUCUGAGUGGGAUGCUUCAAGGGGUGGUGUGGACUUGUUGGGCCGAAGGGCCUGUUUCCACAUGGUAGGGAAUCUAAUCUAAUCUUAACUCUCUUACUGUUAUCCAAUGUUUUGACUUUCAACUUGCAUCUACCUUCAAAUUCUUCAUGGCCUUGAUCGAUGCUCUGUCUUGUACCCUCCAUAUACGCAUUUCGUGCGUUGGUUCCCUGAUUGCUGUAUGUCUUCCUUUCGUCCAUGUUUAUGACAGAUUCCCCAUGAAUUGGCUGUACUUUUAUGAUAAACUUACUCAGAUGCCCUCUGGCACACAUUCUGUCUCUUUGUAAGCCUGCUUAAAAACUCCGUUUCACACUUUCUGGUGAUCAUUCCGAACUUUUCUCGUACAUGACAGCAAUUUUCUCCUGUUUGUCAUUCGGUACAUCCUUCUCCUGUUAAUGUGCCUCAUAAAUGUGAAUAUUUAAUGUUCACUUUAGCAGAUUUAAUUGAUGCUAAGUGGAAUGUAUCUGCCAAACCUCGAGUAAAACUGAAGCAGGAAAUAGCUUCAAACAGUGUGCACGUCUGACACCAAACAUUGCAGCUGUUUGUAGAAAUUGCGGUAGUUUCUGUACAUUUUUAUUGAACUCAGUGCAAGUCAUGGUUCUGAAUUUCACAGUCAGGUCAAGAGUGUUUUUGUUGAACUUUAUCAAUCUUGAACAGUUUGCCUCCCCAUGUUCUUGAAUUUUGGAACCAAAUUUACAUGAAUGGGUUUGGGUUCUAUCAGCCCUGAAGGGAGAGGCUGAAAGGCGGUUAGGUAGGUAGUAGAGUGUAAAUUGACAAGGGAAGGGUAGGUAGUAGAGUGUAAAUUGACAAGGGAAGGAAGGUGUUGCAGUGCCUCUCCUACUUACAUCUCCGUAGUUUUUUAUUGAUCUCAACAUAAGGAAUGGGUGGCCACUCAGGUGGCCAGUGUCAAGUCUGUUCUCACCAACACUGGCAUUUUACCAGCAGUAGGUGGGCCCUCCAUUGUGUGGGAGAUCACGUCCUGAAUCCUAGAGGCAUGCCUGCAGACUCAGGAUGUCCAUCCUAAACAAGUAUUGUAUGGCUCAUGACAAGGUGUCCCAUGUGCAUCCUGGAAUAGUCUUCUGCCCACAGUGGCAAUCAUUACUGGAACUGGAAACAAAGUGUUGCCAGGGCCAGGUUGGCAGGUCCUACUGAGGUCACUAAUGAGUCACUAAGGUCUCCAAUUGGCGCAUGGACAGUGGGUUAAUCCAGCUACCUCACAGGCUAUUUUGUGAAUACUGCCAUUUCAUUGCUAUCAAGCAAAUAUUGAAGACUGGCCAAUUGCUUAAAUUGUUUAAAUUCAGCGCUGUACACUUGAGAUUUUUUUGUGAAAAACUUUAUAGUUCUUCCAGAUGUUGUUAAUACUCCAUUUGUGUCAUAUAAUGGUGAUUUUCUACAUAGGAUUACAGAGGAUGGACAGAACAGAAACAGACUAUUUGAAACAAUUAGCCCAUGCCAAUGGCUAUGUUCCACUCAAGUUGUUUUGCAUCUUCCCUCAUCUGAUUUGACCAUUGUAAUUCUCUGUUCCCUUCCCUUCCGUAUGCUUGCCGAGUUACCUUAAAAUACAUCUCAGCUAUUCACUUCAACCAUUCCAUGUAGUCACUUCAACCAUUCCACUCUUUCAGUGAAGAGGAUUUUUCUGAAUUCCUGUUUCAGUUUCUUGGGGAUUGUCUUACAUUGACAGCCUCUAGUGAUGCUGUACCCCAUUGUGGAAAUGUGUCUGCUCUUAUCAAAAUCUUCCAUAAUUUUACAGCCCUCUGCAUUCUUUUCAACAGAGCAGUGAACAGCAUGUCAAUUCUUCCCUAAUAUACACACCCGUAAAUUUGUGUAUCAUUCUUGAAAAUCUUCUCUUCACCCUCUCCUGUGAUUCUGUGUCCUUUCUACAACAUGGCAACUGGAACUGCAGGCAAUACUCUUCUUUAUCAUCCAAACAAUUUUUUAUGGGAACUCAGCAAGACAUCCCAGUUCCAAAUCUGUCUGUUUCGAGAUAAAGCUUAGAGCUUUUUUUGUGUUCUUCACAACUUGUGGUGAAAUUUUUAGUGACUGAUGUAAUUAUCUGAGAUUGCUUUGUUUGUCUCCGUCAUUUAGACAUUCAUCUUCUAAGUAAGAAGCAACCUCCCCAUUAUUCCUAUCACCUUACGUUUAUCUUGUGUUGAACUUCAUUUGCCAAUUAUUUGCCCAUUUCUGUAAUGACCUCCUGUAACUUCUUGCAGUCCUCCUCAGAGUUGACUAUCUUACUACAUUCCCCUUCCAAUUUGAUGUCAUUGAAUUGCUAAAUAUUUUUCAUUUGUAAUAAUGAGAGAGUGUUUGAUUUGCAGUUUUACUUUAUUUUGUUUUGAAUUUUUGGGUUGAAUACUUGGAGAGGUGCAGUAAUCCACAUGGUAACUGUAACAGCUUAGCAUAGAAUGACAGAUUGAUGAAAAUUAUUCCAGACACAGAGGACUAAUUAAUAGGCUGCAUUGAUUGCAAGAUCAAAACAGGUAAUUAAUUUUUACAUGAAUCAUAUGGUGAGAUUGUUCUUGAAGCAGUUAUUCUUACCGUUUAUUUACCCAAGUCUUUCUGUGCUACUGGUGUCAAAUUGAAAAUGCACCCAUCCCCCAUUUAAAGCCAACUGAUAUUUUAAAGAAAGACCGCAUUUGUAUAAAAUUCAGCAUGAUUUAUGAGUGCCUCCCUCUAGAAUUACACAUCUUCACAGCCACAUGCUGUACGUAAUGUGGAAAUAACAUUGCUUUCUGUGUGUAUGUAUUAUUUAUAAAUUUAAUAAUUUAUUCACCGUGCCAGAAAUUAUUUCAUAGUUCAAUACUUGAAUAGUUUGCUGUUAAAUACAGAAGUGCGGCCCAUGGCAGGUCUCCAGUUAGGUGGCUUAACAACGGACAACAAACAAUGAGCACAAACAUCUUUUUUAGGUAAUACACAAUUCAAAUAAUAAUGAGAAAUAUCAUGAAAAUGUCACAAUUUGAGAAAGUUACACACUUGCAUCAUUUCAAUAGAACAUUGAAAACAGCAACUUCAGCCUACCUGAGUUAAAUCAUUCCUGAUCUGUGACUCCAUUUAACUGUCUGCAAUCCACAUCCUGUGAUAUCUUUCUAGACCCAAAAUCAAUCAUCUUUAAGCUUUGAAAGUUUUGCUUGUCCCAACAGCUGCUGUAUUUUCGGGGGAGAGGAUUCCGAUUUCCAUUACUGUAUGUGGAAAAUGUUCAUCCUGACUUCACCCCUGCCUUUCUUUGCAUUUCAGAUUGUGUCCCACCGUUCUAGAUGUUGCCAGUCCAGGAGAUAGAUGAAAGACAGAUAUCAGAUCCUUGUCUCUGAUCAUUUAUAUCUGAGCAAUAAUGACAGCAACAUCUGACUUAUCCAGCAUUCUCCCAACUUUUUCAAGAAUUUUUGACUCUUUCUUUUAAAUGCCACCAGUUUAUCCAACCACAGACAGUAAUUCUAAUCCUAACCCUAAUCAAACCACGAGCAUCAAUCCUGCUCAGAAUCUUGUUUAUUAGUUUUCCCAUCAUGGAAAAGUCCCAUUACUCCCAUCUGUGCCUAGACUGUACCAGAUAAUACACAUCUCCCGUCCUAUUUGCACUGCCAAACUACAUAUCAUUUUGAAAGUGUAGCACGUACUUUCUCCCCUAAAGCAUAAUUCUACAAGAGAGAACUUUAUUCCAUUUGUGGCAGUAGGAAAUGUGCCAACGUUUGAUUAUAAUGUUACUUUGCACCUUCAUUGUGAAACUCAGUGAUGACAUGCUCUGGGCACCAAGGCUGACUUUCUGCCCUAUCAGACCAUUUACAUUUAAAUGAUGCAGGUCUGUUGCGGAGAUGAGAUGUGAAGUUCAUCCGGCUGCUGGACUACAUGCAUCACAGCCCUAAACAUCUCAAGUCAGUUACAUAGCCUCUCAAACCCUUCCAGAUUCCUCCAAAGAAUUCUGUGCUGAUUACUUUGUCAUUUGGGAAUGUACACACUGCAGUGAUACAAUGAAAACAGGCAAAUCUCUGUUUCAGAUACAAGAAACCAUCUUCAUCAGGUCAUUGCCAUUGUCUGGUAUUUGCAAGAUUGGAGUUGGUCAUUGUGGGCACCAGAUCCCUUAUUGCAAAUGAUUUGUUAUCCCAAAAGGUAAUUGUGUUAAUUGGGAAAAGGUCUUUCAGUUCAUAUUUUCAUUUUGCUUUGGAUAAUAGUCCAAUCCAUUCAGGAGGGGUAAUUGUUCUGCUGUGCUCCUGUAGAUUUGAUGGGGAAACUGGAUGGUUACAUUCUAUGAAUGUUCUAACCGAAGGCAAGUUCUUGGUUUACUGUCUGCUGACCCUAUACCAUGCGUACUUUCCUUGUCAAUGUUUGGUAUUGGUUUUCCAUUAUCUCCCACCCUCAGGUAGAGCAAGGAGGUAAGCCCGCUCCAGCUGGAGAUAGGAAUUAGACCUGCUCUGUGAGCACUGUUCUGAACCAUGUACUAGCUGACUGAGGCACCCAGUCUCUCACCAUAUUUAUAUUAGUCUACCUGAAAUAUGAACAUAACGUUUGUAAAGUGUCUUUGACCUGAUAAUGCAACAAAAUUUGACACUACACCACAUAAAAAAUGUUCCAUAAAAUAGAGCUCGUGGUAAGUUUAGCUCUGUAACUUAAGGAUGCUGAAAGCACUGGCAGCUGUUUUACAUCUCUCCAGUUUCUGUUUUAGGUAAAUAUUAGGUGAGAUGUUGGAUAAACUGCCAACUCACCAUUUUACUCUCACACACAUAUCCCCACACAGACUGCAAAGGACUUCUUAAGUGAUGCUGAGGAGGGGGUGGACUUCUAAUGGUUCCUGUACCAGUCACUUGUGUUUGGUGCUUUAAAAAUAAUAACGGAUGGGAGUUUAAUAGAUUUUGCAGUAUCUCUGCUAAUUAUAGUAUUGUCUUUUCUAAAAUGAAAUAACUGCACAAAGAAUACUUGAUAAUAGUGGCUUACCAGACCCUGAAUAGAUUACAAUGAAUUGUGUAUGAGCACAAAAUGCUAAAAUGUACUGAACUAAUUUCCAGGGUUUUCAUUAUGUUUCACAGAAAACUGAGUUGAUCAUGCUACCCCUUAGGUGUGAAGUAAAAAAGGGUUAUUGUAGAAUACUGUUCGAGGGGGAUGAAAAUAUCAGGUAUGAAGAGAAUCAUAUCAAAUAAUUUAAAGCAUCUGGAUAUUGAACAUUGAAACCUUUACGCUUUUUUAAUUGUGACUCGUGAAAGUAAGAACAUUCCAAAGGUGCAGGCAUCAGAGUUUGUGAAAUUAAACAGUUUUAGUCAUUAUUUAGCAUAAAUGACAUGAUAAUUUUACCAUUUCUGUCUGCAGUUGGUAACAUGUCCACCUGGGAAGAUAACUGAAUACAAGAGCAAACUUUCAAAUGCUGUAUUUUCAGGCAGCCCUGAGUAAUUGCUGCUUUAGUUUUCUGUAUUCAGUAUAUUAGCUGCGUUUUGUCUUUAAAUUUUCAAAUGCUGUUUAAAUGGGUGUUCUCAGAGUCUUUUUGUCGCGGAGAACAUGUUAUCUACCUCUUUCAUUCCCAACUUGCAAUUUCCUCAUUCUUGCUUAAAUUGUACACUGUAGAGCAGUCAAACUGAUGCAUUUUUAAAUAUUAAACUAUUAAUAUAUUGUGCUACAUUUUCACUGAUUAAUUUAUAAAAGCACAUUUACCUGUAUGAAUGAAGCAAUUUUAAGUUAUUUUAGGUUAAGCUGUAAAUACAAAAAAUUGUCCAUGUAAAGUCAAUGAGUACUUAGUUCCAUUGUUCUGAACACUGGGAUGCCCUUACUUUUGUGUGCCAUCUUUUCACUGUUUCUGAAAGAUAAACAGAGCUUUGGGUUUCUGUCUGAUACGGUUAAGAUAUAUAUUAAGGAUAAAUUUAAGAGCGACAAUUAUCCUCAUGCUCAGCUAAGGUGCUAUCUCAACUUUUCGAAAUCUUGCUGCAUGUUUUCUAAAUCCUGUUUAACAUUUUCUGUGGAAAUGGAAUGGUCAUUGUUUUUGCAGUGCAUUUUCUUUGUUAUUUUAUUUCACUGUAUUAACUUUCUUUUUCAAAUCUUGUGUUUCUUAAAAUACAAAUGCACACACACAACACACUCAAACUGCAAUCCUGCAUCAUGAUUGUCACUGGAUAAAUUAAAUAAAAGAGCAAGCCGUUUCACUUCUUUUUGAAGUAUAUGAAAUUUCUCAAAACUCGGGUCUCAGCUAUAACAUUGUUUCCAGUGAGUGACGGGGUCAUUCAGACUGGUUCUGCUUCAAAUCUGCAAUUCAUAUAUAACAUUGUUUCCAGUGAGUG